Molecule: messenger RNA, 2963 nt
Organism: Abrus precatorius (Indian licorice)
Lineage: Eukaryota; Viridiplantae; Streptophyta; Magnoliopsida; Fabales; Fabaceae
Product: probable boron transporter 7
Exons: 14
Coding region: 330-2339 (669 amino acids)
Biological process (GO): monoatomic ion homeostasis; transmembrane transport; monoatomic anion transport
Cellular component (GO): plasma membrane
Molecular function (GO): solute:inorganic anion antiporter activity
Source: RefSeq, a predicted model, not a curated record
GCACCUGAGAUUCCCUCUCUCUCUCUCUGCCUGCCGGUGUGCCUCUCUGUCUACCAACGCCGCUCUAGAGAGAGAAAGAGGGCCCAACCCCACCAAACUUACUCUGCAUUCUGUGGGGUCUCUCUCUCUCUCUCUCUCUCUCAUUCGCUUCUUUUUCACUGUUUCCAUUUGUUAUAUUAAUCUUUUCUAAGCCUUUUUACGCCAUCAAAUCAUGCUUUUGUUUUGGACUCUUCCAGUGAUAGACGCAGUUGCCGCUGCCUGAAGCCUCCGUCUUUGGGCUUCCCUCGUUCCAAGCACAUUUGCCGCUUCAUCUCAAAAUUGUGGGAAGCAUGGGAAAGCCAUUCAAGGGAAUAAUUCAAGAUGUCAAAGGAAGAGCUCAAUGCUAUAAACAAGAUUGGGCUUGUGCACUCUGUACUGGCGUUAGCAUAUUGGCUCCAACGUUCUACAUAUUCUUUGCUUCUGCUCUUCCUGUCAUUGCUUUUGGAGAGCAACUUAGUAGGGAUACAGAUGGAAGCUUGAGCACAGUGGAAACACUUGCAUCUACUGCUAUUUGUGGAAUUAUCCACUCAAUACUUGGUGGCCAACCAUUGUUGAUUUUAGGAGUUGCUGAACCCACUGUUAUAAUGUACACUUAUCUCUACAGUUUCUCCAAGAAAACACCAGAACUAGGUGCCAAGCUCUUUCUGGCUUGGGCUGGUUGGGUUUGUGUUUGGUCAGGAUUCUUCUUGAUUCUGCUUGCAAUUUUCAAUGCUUGUAAUAUUAUCACAAGGUUUACAAGAAUUGCUGGGGAGUUAUUUGGGAUGCUAAUAACUGUUCUUUUCUUUCAAGAGGCUAUAAAGGGAUUGAUAGGUGAGUUCAGCACGCCCAAGUCUGAAGAUCCUUCCUCAGAGGAAUUUCAAUUCCAAUGGCGGUAUACAAAUGGACUACUUGCAAUCAUUUUCUCUUUUGGAGUGCUUCUCACUGCGCUUAAAAGCAGAAGAGCAAGAACAUGGCGAUAUGGAACAGGGUGGCUUCGAGGUUUUGUUGCAGAUUAUGGGGUUCCGAUGAUGGUAGUGUCAUGGACAGCACUAUCAUAUGGUAUACCAGGCAAAGUUCCAGAAGGUGUUCCUAGAAGGCUUGUCUGUCCCCUUCCCUGGGAACCUGCGUCCCUCUAUCACUGGACAGUAGUGAAGGACAUGUUGGAGGUACCCAUGGUUUAUAUAAUUGCGGCAAUUGUUCCAGCUCUGAUGAUAGCAGGCUUAUACUUUUUUGAUCAUAGCGUUGCCUCCCAGAUGGCACAACAGAAAGAAUUUAAUCUUCAAAAGCCAUCUGCUUUCCACUAUGAUCUUUUGCUGCUUGGAAUAAUGACUAUAAUUUGUGGUGUCCUUGGCCUUCCCCCUUCAAAUGGAGUCCUUCCACAGUCCCCCAUGCAUACAAAGAGUUUGGCAGUCCUUAGGAGGCGGUUGAUCCGAAAGAAAGUGGUGAAGAGUGCCAAGGAAUGUAUUAAGCAGCAGAAGACCAACUCUGAAUUAUAUGGAAAGAUGCAAGCAGUGUUUAUAGAAAUGGAAACAGCCCCUACAGUUAAAGAAUUGGAGAAUUUGAAGGAAGCUGUAAUGAAAUCUGAUAACAAGGAUGGUGCAAAAGAAAAAUUUGAUCCUGAGAAACACAUAGAUGCAUAUCUACCAGUCAGAGUUAAUGAGCAAAGAUUGACCAACAUAUUGCAGUCUCUCUUUGUUGGAGUGUCAAUUUUAGCCAUGCCUGUUAUCAAAAGGAUACCAACCUCAGUUCUAUGGGGUUAUUUUAGUUACAUGGCAAUUGAUAGUCUCCCAGGGAACCAAUUCUGGGAAAGGAUUUUGCUCCUGUUCAUCACCCCAAGUCGGCGUUACAAAAUUUUGGAAGGUUCUCAUGCAUCAUUUGUGGAGACAGUACCAUUCAAGACCAUAGCUGCAUUUACAGCCUUACAGUUAGCAUAUUUUCUGUUCUGUUUCGGGGUGACAUGGAUACCUAUAGGCGGAAUAUUGUUUCCUUUGCCAUUCUUCCUUCUCAUAGUUAUAAGAGAACACUUGCUUCCAAAGCUAUUCAAGCCUAGCCAUCUUCAAGAACUAGAUGCUUCUGAGUAUGAGGAAAUUGCUGGUGCUCCACACGGUUCACUGAGGGAUAAGGAGUCACUUGAUAAUGACACUGAUGCAAGCUCAGAAGACUUCUACGAUGCAGAGAUAUUGGAUGAGAUGACUACCAACCGGGGAGAGUUGAAACUUAGAACUGUUAGCUUCAAUGACAGAAACCACAGCCGCAACAGUAACAGUAACAGUUUCAGUGAAGACAGACACUCUCAGGUUUAUCCUGAAGAUGCUGUCUGAAUAUUAUGAAAUCUCUGGAACCACCAUUUUGGAUGCAGAAGAGGUUUGAUAUAAAAGUAUAUUAGAGAAAGGAUUGCUAACAAUUCUUGUUUAGUCAUUCAAGGUUGAAGAUGAUCUUCUGUGGAACAAGUAAGGAUUCAAUCGGUGAAAGAGAAGAAAUGCAAAAGGAAAGAGAACUUUGAAGAAAUGGGCUUCAAUAUUUUAGCUGAAAAACACAUUAAAAUAAUAGACAUUAAGGGUCAACUCCUUCCAUAGUUGGCGACAAAAUUCACAAAAAAAAACAGAAAAAAAAAGAUUAUUAUAUAAUUAUUUUGAAGAAAUGAGGGAACUGAACGAUAGGAUAUGCAGGGGGUUUAAAAGAAAGAAAACUGAGUUAUUAUAAUUAUUUUGAAGUUAAAGUAUAGAUAAUGUUAGUGGAACAUUCUUCCAAUUUUUUGUUGACAUGAUUUUUUGAUUGGAUAUAGCAGAGUUUGCAAUCACAUUUUUUCAAAACAUUCAACAACGGCCAAGUGUAUUAUAUUCUAUUAGCAUUCAAUGUGACUACAAUGGAAUAGAAUUUGGUUUAUAUUCUUAGGAUGUGAAUACUUUGAUACGAUUUUAUAGAAUAUUGAAUUUUUUAGGUGC